GGCAUUAAUACGAGGUACGGUAUAUUUGUAGUUCGAAUUCCUUGCAGUUUACGCAUUUGAAAUGAUGUUUUUGUUAUUUACUUUGCUCGCGGGGUUGGCAAUUUUGCCUUUCGUCCUGUAUAUACGUUACCCUUACCUUGCGCAAGAUGUUCUGUACAUGCUUAGCGCAAUACGCGUAGGGAAGCGAAUGGUCUCAUUCAAGAACGCUAAACCCUGUCACACAAUCCUGGACUGUUUUUUAGAUCGCGUAAACAGUCAUCCUGAGAAAACUUUCAUCAUUUUUGAGCAGGAAACUUACACAUACCGGGAUGCUGAUAAAAUCAGUAACAAAGUUGCGCGUACCCUCUCUGACCACGCGAAUCUGAAGGAGGGCGACACGGUUGCUCUUUUUCUUGGAAAUGAGCCAUUUUACGUAUGGAUUUGGUUAGGUCUGGCCAAACUUGGAUGUACUGCAGCUCUCUUGAAUUACAACAUAAGGUCGAAGUCUCUGCUUCACUGUUUUUCUUGUUGUGGCGCAAAAGCACUUAUAGCUGCUGCCGAGCUGAAGGAAGCGGUGGAGGAGGUGUUGCCGACAUUGCGCGAGCAGAAUGUGUCGGUCUAUAUUUUGUCUGAAACAUCGCAGACCGAGGGCAUGUCGAGCCUCAGGGAUAAGAUAAACCUGGCGUCCGAUGAACCCUUGUCCAAGACACUGCGCUUCAACGUGACACUGAAAAGCCCGGCGCUGUAUAUCUACACCUCUGGAACAACAGGUCUUCCAAAGGCAGCAGUGAUAAACCAUGAGCGCGUCUGGUACGCAUCCUUCUUACAGUCAAUGGCCGGAGUGAGCUCCGAAGACGUGCUCUACCUGUAUCUGCCUCUGUACCACAGCGCGGGGUUCCAGAUGGGUCUGACUGGGGCAAUAGAACGCGGUUUAACAGUUGUGAUGCGACGCAAGUUCUCCGCCUCACAGUUCUGGGAUGACUGCAGAAAGCACAGAAUCACAGUUAUCCAGUAUAUCGGAGAAAUCAUGCGUUAUCUGUGCAACAGCCCAAAGAAAGACAAUGAAAAAGCCCAUUGUGUCAGACUGGCUCUGGGGAAUGGAAUAAGGGCAGAUACGUGGUCUGAAUUUCUGCAUCGUUUUGGAGACGUCCGCAUCUGUGAAUGCUACGGCGCCACGGAGGGAAACAUUGGCUUCGUUAACUAUGUGGGAAAAAUUGGUGCAAUUGGACGAGUGAAUUUCUUCCAUAAGAUGAUUCAGCCUUACGCCCUGAUCAAAUAUGAUACUGAGACAGAAGAGCCUGUGAGAGAUUCUAGAGGCUUCUGUGUGGAAGUCCCACAGGGAGAGACUGGUCUUUUGGUGGCCAAGAUAACGAAAACGGCACCUUUCAAAGGGUACGCAAAAAACACCCACCAGACGGAGAAGAAGAAGCUGAGAGACGUGUUUGAGAAAGGAGACCUGUAUUUCAACAGCGGGGACCUGAUGAAGACUGACCAGGAGGGCUUCAUUUACUUUCAGGAUCGCAUUGGAGAUACAUUCAGGUGGAAAGGGGAGAAUGUGGCCACCACUGAGGUCUCUGAUAUUUUGAUCGCGUUAGAUUUCAUUGAGGAAGCAAACGUCUAUGGCGUCAAAGUACCAGGACAUGAGGGAAGAAUCGGAAUGGCUGCUAUCAAAGUGAUGGAGGGGAUGGAGUUUGACAGCACCGCCACGUUCGAGCACGUCCAAUCACUUCUCCCCGUCUACGCCAGACCGCGCUUCAUCAGAAUACAGAAUUCCCUGGACAUUACUGGGACAUUUAAACAGAUGAAAGUGAAACUCUCUGAGGAGGGUUUCAACCCCAGAGUUAUCCAAGACUCCUUGUACUUCCUGGAUGAGAAGAGGAAAAAUUACGUUCCUCUGAGCGAGGACACGUACGACUCGAUCUCUGACGGACGGCUACGACUGUAAAAGGGGGGGGGGGGCAGUGAACAAAGUGAUUCCAGUUGAUAUGAAAUGAGUUCUCAAAGCCCAUUCCUGUAUGGGACAUUUAAUGGUGUUUUGUCUCUUUAAAAAAAAGGAACUAUUUGGCAUUAUGAUGGUAAUUAUAUUGACAAAAAUGACUAUUAAAGUAGAUUUGUGUAAGUUUUUCAAAGACUGUUUUUGAUAUAUUUGUAUAAUAAUAAUUAUUAUUUUUUUAGGUUUCUAGUGAGGUGGUGAUCAUAUAGGAAUGCCAGUGAUUUGUUUCUGAUUAAAAGCCUGAUGGUGCA
This is a messenger RNA of Chanos chanos (milkfish), 2223 nucleotides long. RefSeq names its product very long-chain acyl-CoA synthetase. Gene Ontology annotation, biological process: long-chain fatty acid import into cell; long-chain fatty acid metabolic process. The record is from RefSeq and is a predicted model, not a curated record. Bases 62 to 1924 code for a protein of 620 amino acids. Gene Ontology annotation, molecular function: long-chain fatty acid-CoA ligase activity; long-chain fatty acid transmembrane transporter activity. NCBI's taxonomy places the organism in Eukaryota, Metazoa, Chordata, Actinopteri, Gonorynchiformes, Chanidae. The transcript is spliced from 10 exons. Gene Ontology annotation, cellular component: endoplasmic reticulum membrane; plasma membrane.